AUGUCAACAGUGAAACAUAGUGCAGUUAAUCUUCGAUCAGAAUUCGAUCGUUUGGAUUCUGAUAAAGAUGGAUAUAUUACCAUAGCAGAAUUUCGUGCGUACCAUGUACAAAAGAAGACUGAUGAAUCGAUUAUUGCAAAAGCAUUUGCUGAUAUUGACACGGACAAAGACGGUCUUGUCACAUUUGAAGAAUUUGAACGAGCUUACAAGAAGUAG
Messenger RNA from Rotaria socialis, 216 nucleotides. The record is from the annotation of a GenBank genome assembly. Lineage: Eukaryota; Metazoa; Rotifera; Eurotatoria; Philodinida; Philodinidae.